Messenger RNA from Acipenser ruthenus (sterlet), 2917 nucleotides. RefSeq names its product dual specificity testis-specific protein kinase 1-like. The record is from RefSeq and is a predicted model, not a curated record. Lineage: Eukaryota; Metazoa; Chordata; Actinopteri; Acipenseriformes; Acipenseridae. Gene Ontology annotation, molecular function: ATP binding; protein serine/threonine kinase activity. The transcript has 10 exons. Gene Ontology annotation, cellular component: cytoplasm; nucleus. Bases 746 to 1780 code for a protein of 344 amino acids. Gene Ontology annotation, biological process: protein phosphorylation; actin cytoskeleton organization.
CAGGGCAGCACAGAGAGCUGAAGAAUAAUGAACAUACAUAGUUUCCCAAGGUAGGUUUACCUGCAGAGACUUGCCUUGGCUAUAAAAGUAACACGUAGAAACUUGCUGAAAUAUGUAAAGUGACAGUCUGAACAAACAGAUUUUGACGAGAGAAGAUCAAUAAGAAUGAGAAUCAAGCGAUUGCUACCACGCGUCCAUCUGACGUCAACUAGGCUAUGUGCUAAAACUCACAUCUCACUGUUGUCAAAAGUUGCGUCUUCCCACAAGCACUGGCAUCGGUCAAAUGAGUGAAGGGCAGACUGAGGCUGGUGAUGCAGAGUUUCUAGGACAACCCCUCCGAGAAGAGCGAAACAUGCAUUUCCCCUGAUCAGCUAAACUAAAGCGCCUCUAAUGACGAGACACUGAACGCAUUGUGUACCCAGUACAGUCAGCAGCAGCCGCGUUGAUCACAGAGAAGAGACACAGAGACUGCGAACGCUGAAUGGAAAGAAGUGAGGGAGAGAAUCCGGCCGCAAUGCACCGAAGGGAAAUACAGUAAAUCAAAAAAAGCAAUCAACAUUAUCUUAAAAACUUGAGGCAACCAGGGAAAAAAAAACCGGACUUGAUCAUCACUCGUAGUAAAUCUCUCCCGGCGGAGAGCAACUUAUCUGACUGUUUUUCAAUCGGCAAACAGCUGCUGGAUAAGCACAGUAACCCUGCCCAGUGUGAGAGGAGCCCCAGUCUACUCCGUCCCUCCUCCUCCACCAUGCAUAUGAACAGCAUGCUGAACCAGUGCAUUGAUAUUCCAGCGAUGUGUGAGACGGGAAUCGUCUCUUCGGAGCCGACAAGUCCCACUCAGUUCUACGGGGAAUCCUCCGACACCUAUUAUCAUGUGGACCGCUGGCAAAAACUCCGGACCGCCGUCAGGAAGCUGGAAUUCUGGGAGAACUUCAGCGCCGAGCUGAUAGGGAGCGGCUUCUUCUCCAAAGUGUACAAGGUGAUGCACAACACCACGCGCAAAGUGAUGGUCGUGAAGAUCUACAAGAAGGACGUGGACCAGGACACCAUCGUCCGAGAGAUCAGCCUCCUGCAGAAGCUGUCUCACCCCAACAUAGUCAGAUAUCUGGGCAUCUGUGUGAAAGAAGACAAGCUGUAUCCAAUCCUUGAGUAUAUGAACGGAGGCUGUCUGGAGGAGCUUCUCGCCACUAAAGAGAUCUCGCUGUCCUGGAGAGAGAAGGUGGACCUGGCCUCUGACAUCACCAGAGGAAUGAUCUACCUGCACUCCAAGAACAUCUAUCACCGGGACCUCAACUCCAAGAACUGUCUGAUCCGCGUGACUCCGCGGGGGAGAGAGGCCCUGGUCACUGACUUCGGGCUGGCCCGGGAGGUGGUGGAGCUGCCGGUGAAGGACCCCGAGAGGAAGCUGUCCCUGGUGGGCUCCGCGUUCUGGAUGGCCCCUGAAAUGCUGCGGGGAGAGCCCUAUGACAGGAAGGUGGACGUGUUCUCAUUCGGGAUCGUCCUGUGUGAGAUACUGGGGAGGAUCACGGCUGAUCCCGAGGUGCUGCCCAGGACGCAGGACUAUGGGUUGAACGUGGCAGCUUUCCAGAAGAUGGUGAGCGAGUGCCCUCAGAAAGUGCUGGAGCUGGCCAACAGCUGCUGCAGGAUGGAAGCUUUUAAAAGGCCAUCUUUCACAGAGCUGUUGGAUGAGCUGGAGGAGGCUGUGGAAGGCCUGGAGCCCAGCAAAGCCAGCCAGGUAACCCAGGCAACCCAGGGGACCCAGGUAACCCAGGCGACAGGGUGAAGCUGACCCCGGCACUGCCUGAACAGUGCGACACAGUGAAAGACAAUAAACCACAGCCGCAGUAUUAAAGGGGUCUCCUCCACCCAGGAACUGUUCAUAUAGAAGACGGCUUUAUAUUGAAAUUCAAUCUGUACCGUUUGCAGCAUUUCACAAGACUACCCCCCCUCAUGAGUGUGUGAAGCUCAACGAGCGAGUCUGCAGACCUGGACCGGGUUUACAGCUCCAGUGUAGCAACUUCUUACUGCUCUUCAUUUCCAUACGGUGCACUUUACUGCUGUUCUGCACAACGUUUAGCUGGGAGGCAACUGCCUUAACAAUACAACCCAACAGCAAAGUGAUCCGCUGCUCUCUCAGCCCGUGACACGCUCCAGAAUCUUCUGUUGCUGAUAGAAGCAGGCCAGCUUCUCAUUUGACCUUAUUUUGACAGAUAUUUCCAUAUUCCCAUAGAGUAUUUAGUAAGAAGUAAUUCAGGCAAUUAGCUGUGACGAGCUACAAUUACCAUCCCUAUCAUUUCUCAGCAGGGUGAGAAGUAUGUUGAUUCAUGCAGUUACAGUAUAUUGUAUAUUAUUUAUAACUGCAAUAGUUAACCUUAUAGUCAUCUCUAUGUUCAUGUUCCACUGUGUGACGCGAUUGUACAGAGCUGUAAAUAAUUGUGUUGUACAUACUUGGUAAAGCCUUUUGGAUUUCUGUUUGAUACUCGCUCUAGCCGUUAUUUAAACUGUGGUGUAGAUGCAGACACAUAUAGUGCCCUUUUAGAAGGUUUAGUUUUGCAUUUACAACAGUUUCAUGCAAAACUGCAAAGUUAAUAGCGAGGGGCUUGCUGUCUGGUUUUGCAGCCCCUGAUCUGUGUUCUAUGUGUACAUGGGUUUGAUAUAAGCUUUAGCAUUAAUUUUUUCUUUUCUGUAACCUGAAUGGCAAUUGUUUUAAGACUUCUCCGAAAUGCUUGCUCAUAAAUAUUUUUAUUGUUGUGUGUUUUUGAGUUUGAUUGUAGUUUUUGCAAAGAAGAUUAAAAAUGACUGACAGUUACCAUGAGCCCAGCCCAUGGAUUUCCGUGGUAUAUAUUUAUGUAUGUAUGUAUGUAUAUGAAUAACAGUAAAGUAAUGUGGUCUGCAAAUAAAUAUGUUUUGCACUUAACAA